Penicillium expansum is the source of this 816-nucleotide messenger RNA. Its product is annotated as spherulation-specific family 4 protein. The coding region runs from base 1 to 816 and encodes 271 amino acids. The transcript has a single exon. Lineage: Eukaryota; Fungi; Ascomycota; Eurotiomycetes; Eurotiales; Aspergillaceae. The record is from RefSeq and is a predicted model, not a curated record.
AUGAUGUUUCAACUACUUUCCAUCAUAGCCACCGUGCUCACCCUAGCCUCAACCGUCAUAUCAACCGGCCUACUAGUGCCACUAUAUGCCUGGCCCGGCAUAGACGCAUGGAAUACAAUCUACGACUCAAUCGCAGCCUAUCCUUCGAUCCCAUUCUACCUAAUCAUCAACCCAUCUACUGGUCCCGGUGACACAGAAUAUCCAGAAGAAGUCUUCAUAACCGCCAUUACGAAGCUAAAUAGCUAUCCCAACACCAAACUACUGGGCUACACCCAUACAAAACAAGGAACACGAGCUAGCUCUGAAGUCGAAAAGGAGAUCGCUACCUACGCCAAAUGGGCCACCUACACAGGGAAGAAUAUCCGUCUCUCCGGAAUCUUCUUCGACGAGGCGCCCAAUGGCGAAGAUCCGAGCAAAUUAGCUUAUUUUCAGAACCUGUCGAUGAAAUCUAAGAGCAGUAGCUUGAACACUGUUAUCUUCAACCCUGGUGUUAAGCUCGUCGCUGAUGCUGAUAAGUGGUUCGCCGCCGCGGACUUUAUUGUCGAGUAUGAGAAUACUUAUGCUAAUUGGGUGGCUCGGUCUCCUGAUGAGAAUUUCUCGACGCCUGAUCACUAUGAACAGAGUGCUGUUAUUUUGAAUCAGACGCCCGAGGAUGCCGAUGUUAGUGAUGUUGUUCGGUUGGCGAAGGAUAUGGGGCUUGGUGCCAUUUAUCUAGCUUCGGAUGAUAAUUAUAUGAGUCUCACUUCGGUGCCUAAGGUUGCUGUUGCUGUUGCGCAAAGUCGGAUUGCGAGGCGCAGGGGGUAUAGUCGGUAUUAG